Molecule: messenger RNA, 1371 nt
Organism: Theobroma umbraticum
Lineage: Eukaryota; Viridiplantae; Streptophyta; Magnoliopsida; Malvales; Malvaceae
Product: MEF2BNB-like protein
Source: RefSeq, a predicted model, not a curated record
CAUACGCAUAAAAAAUGGAAAAGAAAAUGGCAGAGCUUCAUAGAAAAGAGACAGAGAAAACAUAAAAAGAAAAAAAAAAAAAGGAAAUCGUAGGAAAAGGAAGCCAAGGAGCUUCUUUACUCUCCAAGUUUGAAGCUUGAAUCUUUCUUCUUUUGAUCGAGAACCUGAAGAUUGUUUUUCUUUUUGGGCAUAUGUAUCUGUUCUUCUAGAGGUAUUUUGAUUUUGGACUAUCCAGGAAACAUUGUGUGGGAAUGAUUUGGUAUAACUUGAAGGUUUAUCUUGACCGUAGAGAGAUGCGACAGGAACUUAGACCCUUUAGCGAAGGAUUUGGCACUUUCUUGUCAAAAUUAAGUUUGCAUAUUCAGGCAUCCAACUAUUAGGUCUGAUGAAUUGUCAUUCACCUUCAACAAGAUGAAUGGAUUCUCCACUGUGGAUGGCUUUGUGGAGAUAACUGAAUCCCUGGCAGAGAUGAUCAAGUACGUGGCGAAUGAACCCUCAGUGGGUCUUUUCUAUGUUCAACAGCACACCCAAAAUGCCGUUCCGAAUGUAGUUAAUCUCAAUAAUCAUGUUGUAGAAAAGUCUCGUGAAGCAACUUUGCACACAGAGGACUUGGAAGAUUCUAUCACCAUGGUGAGGUCGAUGAAGGAAUGUGGCUUUCCUAUUGCUGAUGAGAUGAUUAAGGAAAUUAGGAAUUCUCUAACGAUAAUGUCAGCAAAACAACAGAAGAGAGGAUUGAUCCACAGUCCUGCUUCAAGCUUUCAGAUGAGAAGAACUAGCUCUUGGGGACCAAUGUCUUGGGGUCAUGGCUCUGAAAAUGUCCAGCAGGAUGGAAGUAAUUAUUUUUCAACUGUAAUCAAGUCAGCAAGGCAAAAGGCAAGCAAUUUUAAGUGGCCACAACUUGAGUCCAAGGAACAGAUACAGAAGCAGCCCCAGAAGCCACUGUCACAUCCUACUCCACCACUAUCAGUUGCAUCUGCCAGUACUAGUUUCUCAAUUCCUGAUACAGAAGCUGAUGAGUUACCCUUAUCCUGUCAAAUGGCAGAUGAAGUCCAUGAAGAAGAAGAGGAAGCAACUGAAGAUGAUAUCAAGCCGUCGCAUCACAAUUUAUCGUUCAUGUCCAAAAACUAUGAUGAUUUCAAGGCUGAUAAAGAAGCUAAAUUAGAACAAUGGUUGGACGGGACUGAAGGCAAAAUGGAUAAAAGCAAGGGAGACACUGACACAGAUGGGCUUUAACUUGACAGCAUUUAGAUUGAAAAUGAAGUUUUGAGUUGUGUAAAUACUGUUGCUUGUUGUAAAAGUAUCUCCAGAGAAUGGUUAUAUGUACGGUUGUAUACAAAUUAAUUGAUGGAGCAAUUUAUUCUUUAAUAUCAA